ACAAGUUAUAUAGUUAGAGGAUUAAUUCUGGGUUAUUGUAGCAAAAGAGAUAAAAUCGGCCUACAACUGAAGAAACGUUUGACAGUUGUAACGUGUACAUUACUAUUGGUCUGAGACGAGUGCUCCGCCUAUAGAGGCGGUGAUUUGACAGCGCUAACACGGACUUCGAGUUAAUGGAGAAAUUUGGGAAGUUAGACAGCUUUUACAUUUCACUGGAAUUCUCAUAAAAUAAACGCUUCUGCGAGUGUAUUGGACCUCCUUGUUAAGAGGGUCGCUUUCUCCAGUUAUGGAACCAAGGCGGCAAGAGCUGUAUUCUAGUAUACUGACUCUUGAAGAAGGGGACCUGGAUGAUGACCCUCUCCAUGCAGAUCUCCCAGACAGUGAUUCCCUAAAGGAUGUGAAGGAGGCCACAGUGCCAGAGGUGGACCUGAACAACACCAUAACAGAGAAGGAGACAGAUGAAAUGCAGCAUGAGCUGAUCAAGCUGGAGGAGGAAAUCGCUACCCUGAAGCAAGUGCUGGCCUCCAAAGAGAAGCGGCAGUCGGAGCUAAAACAGUGCCUCGGAGUCUCGUCGCUAAGCGGGCUGAAGGAGAACCUCAGCAGGGGCUGGAGCGACAUGCAGUCCACCACAGCAUACAAAAAGACCUCAGAGACCCUAAGUACAGCGGGCCAGAGGACGUCAGUGGCAUUUAACAACCUGGGCACUGCCAUUAGCAGGAAGAUUGGGGAUAUGAGCAUAUUUGGCCUUGAGUUACUAUAUCCCAGGAGAUUAAACGCAAUAGGCUACUCUAUACACCACUCAAUGAGCAUGCCCCCCAUGAGAAACUCAUCCAGUUUUAAGUCAUUUGAGGAGAAGGUUGAAAGCACCAUGUCUAACAUCAAGUUAAAGGUAGGUGGGAGUAGCAGUGGAGGAAGCUUCGAGGAUGUGCUCUCCUCAACAGCCCAGGCCUGCGCUCAGGAUGUACCCACCAACAACCCAAGAGACAACACAGAGUUUCCAUGAUAAUAGGACUGGCCUGCUACCAGCUUGCCGAUGGAACUCUGCUGCCCCUUUGUGGUCAGGAGGCUAGCUUCCCUCCUUAGACAAGAUUUUCUGAAGUCCAGAGUUCAGUACUAGUUGUGACCAAAUAUUUUACCAAGUGCUUUAACCAAAACAUACAUCCAAAAGUUGUCUUGGUAUAGCUUCUGUCCAAAUAAUUAAUAAUUUUUGUUACAUUAUAUUUAAAAAGAAAUUCAUUGUGUUCAGUACCUUGAGGUAUGUUCAACUACCAUCCUCAGAAUUAGUUUUUCCAUUAAUUUGCUGAAGAAUUAAUUUCUUAUAUGCAGUUAAGAAUCACAAAUUAAUUUGCUGGACCAGACCAGGUGAUCAAUUCAAGUAUUUUUUCCUCAUUUGGUUGAAUCUAUGUUUUAUAGCUGCACUGCACUUUUAGCAUGACCCAAGGCAAACUGCUGCUCCACUAAAAUGUCUCCUAAUCACUGAUGAGAACACACUACAGUGAACACUAGAACAUAUAUUAAAUAUGCUUAUUAAAUAUGUAUUCUAUAAAUAUGCUCUACAUGCAUAACUACAAUGUAAUAUUCCCCACGUACUAAAGCUCUGGCUUCCUGAAAGCCGCCAGCCGAGUAUUUUUAAAUGUGUAGUCUAUAAUUUGACAAUAACCUUUUUUUUUUUUUUUUUUUAAAUCUUCA
Electrophorus electricus (electric eel) is the source of this 1689-nucleotide messenger RNA. RefSeq names its product tpd52 like 1 (gene tpd52l1). The record is from RefSeq and is a predicted model, not a curated record. Gene Ontology annotation, cellular component: cytoplasm. Lineage: Eukaryota; Metazoa; Chordata; Actinopteri; Gymnotiformes; Gymnotidae. Gene Ontology annotation, biological process: positive regulation of MAP kinase activity; positive regulation of apoptotic signaling pathway.